Molecule: messenger RNA, 4290 nt
Organism: Thrips palmi
Lineage: Eukaryota; Metazoa; Arthropoda; Insecta; Thysanoptera; Thripidae
Gene: AdoR
Product: adenosine receptor A2a
Exons: 5
Coding region: 542-2215 (557 amino acids)
Biological process (GO): adenylate cyclase-activating G protein-coupled receptor signaling pathway; G protein-coupled adenosine receptor signaling pathway
Cellular component (GO): membrane
Molecular function (GO): G protein-coupled receptor activity
Source: RefSeq, a predicted model, not a curated record
UACGCUCGGCACGGCACUGCGAGGCGGCCGGGGCGUAGCGAGCGUAGCCGUAUGCAAAUCAAGCCCGCGGCGCGCGGCCCGCGUCGCGUGUGUCUGUGCGUGCGUGUUUGGCGUUUGCGGCGGCACGGCCACCGGCACGCUCUGCGCACGCUCACGGCACGGGCGUGACUCGGCCAUCAGGCAUCAGGCAGUGGGCAGACCAGACAGCGCCGCGGUGCGGUUUCGUUUUCGUUUUCGCUGCGCUGGGCCCAGGCAGGCAAGCCCAGGCCGCGGCCAUGGCGGUCGUGGCGGGGCGCGGCGGCCCCGUCUUCGCGCUCAUCGGCUCCACAUGCGGCAUGGCCGAGGGCAUGGCCGAGGGCAUGGCCGGCACCCACACCGCGGACUGCAGUGCACACACGGACUGCCGGCAGUAGCAGCCUACGCCGGCCGGGGCGCCGCGGCCUAGGCCGGCCACGGAGACUGACGGGGGCCUCGAGGCGGAGGCCGCGCGCGUGAGUGCCAGGGAGUGCCAUGGACAUGGGAGCAUAGAGGCCGUGCCACCAUGGCCGUCGACGACUCCGACAUGUACCUCGGGUUCGACGCCGCCAACGCGACCAUGACGGCCACGAUGACGGCCACGGCGGUGGACGACGCCGGCGGGGGCUUCGCCGGCCUGCUCAACGACUCGACGUUGAGUCCGUCCGCGGGCUCGGCGGGCACGGCGCUCCCCGACGCCGUGACGGUGGUGGCGGCGGGCGGCAGCCUGGCCAGCCUAAAGCAGCUCAACGUGCCCUACGCGGCGUGCGAGGCCCUGGUGGCCGUCGUGGCCGUGGCCGGCAACGCCCUCGUCAUCCUGGCCUUCCAGCGCGAGCGCCGCCUGCGCCGCCGCACCAACUACUACAUCGUGUCGCUGGCCGUGGCCGACCUCCUCGUCGGCCUGCUCGGCAUCCCCUUCGCGCUGCUCGCCUCGGUCGGCCUGCCCCACGACCUGCACGCCUGCCUCUUCACCGUGUCGCUGCUCGUCGUGCUCUGCACCAUCUCCAUCUUCUGCCUCGUGGCCGUGUCCGUGGACCGCUACUGGGCCAUCCUGCACCCGCUGGGCUACUCGCGGAACGUCAGCACCAGGAAGGCAGUCGGCAUCAUCUGCGUGUGCUGGGUCGCGGGGACGCUGGUCGGGUUCCUGCCCUUGCUGGGCUGGCACAGGCCGGGCGCCGAGCGCGAGGAGUGCUACUUCACUCGCGUCAUGGACUACAACUACCUCGUCUUCCUCUACUUCUUCACCAUCAUCUUCCCCGCACUCAUCCUGGCCGCCUUCUACGCCCACAUCUACCAGGUGGUGCUAAAACAGCUGCGGCGCAUGGAGCGGCAGAGCCCCGGCGUGGGCAUCCGCGGGGGCGCGGUGUGCGGUGUGGGCGGUGGCGCGGGCGGCGGCGCGGGCGGUGGCACCAUGCUGCGGGUGCUGGGGGCCGCCCGCAAGCGCGAGGUUAAGGCCACCCAGAACCUGUCCAUCAUCGUGCUCUUCUUCGUGCUCUGCUGGUUCCCGCUCUACACCAUCAACUGCGUGCAGGCCUUCUGCCCGCAGUGCUACGUGCCGCCCGCCGUGCUGGACUUCUGCAUCAUCCUCAGCCACCUCAACUCGGCCGGCAACCCCCUGCUGUACGCGUACCACCUCAAGGACUUCCGCGCCGCGCUGCGCGUGCUGCUGCUGGGCCCCGGCCCCGGGGCGGACUUGGCGCUGGACUUCGGCCCCGGCCUGUCGACGGGCACCUCCAGGACGCCGCUGGCCGGCCAGAGGACCUGCCUGCCCGCCGUGUCGCCGUCGCCGUCGCGCGGCCCGCCGCCGCCCAUGCCGCUGGCCACCAUCUCCAACUCGCUCGCCCCGCCCCAACUCAAGUCGGACAGCUUGUGGUCGCUGCAGCCGCGCUACGUCCCCGCGCCGCUGUCGCUCACGCCGUCCCGGUCGGCGUCCCGGUCGGCGUCCGACUGCGGCUCGGACUCUGACGCCGACGUCGGGGAGGCCAAGCCCUCGGCCAAGCCGCCGCAGCAGCUGGACCUGUUGGACCACCCCCAGCAGUCUCCGCGCUCGCCGAAGCCUCGCCUGUCCCCGCUGCGCGCCGUCGGGGAGUUCUUCUUCAACUCCAGCCUGGGCUCGGGCUGCGCCUGGAUGGAGGACGUGAACGGCAAGGCCUCCUCCGCCAGCACUGAGCCGCUGGACCUGGAGCUGGACACAAGCUGAGCCCGAGGCUGGGCCCCUCCGCGCGGAGGGAGACUAGCGGGGCGAGACUGCCUAGAGUCCCCCCCGCCAGCCCCGCCCACCCAGAUGCUCCGUCGUGCUCCUGCCCCCCGUCGACCCACGCGCUUCUCUCGCAAGGACAGUGCGGUGCUUGGACACUCGUCGUGACCAGGGUCCUGGACUUCUGUGGACAACCUUUCAAUGAUCUCUGGAAAUGCCAACGAUUGGUUACGACGGUCUCUGGAGUUAGCCUUCUGGAACAGUCCCACCUCUUGUUGGGGUGGGGUGUACUUACCCAGAUAAAAUGGCCAAGCAUUAAGGCAUUAAGUUAAGGCGCCGUGCAGCGUGUUUCUUUGUUUUUAAGUGCCAAAAAUGCUUGAUAGUUUUUCAUUGUGAACUGUGAAUGUGUACUCAAGUGCGUGUAUUCAUGAUCUCAGAAGCUUUAAGACAUGUUGUAGAAUUAAAUACCCUAGGUUUUAAAAAGCAUUUUAAUCGAUCUUUGACUGCUGCUAUAGUAGCUGUUUUGUUAAAAUUAUUCAUGCUUCAUUCCAAAGGGAUGACUGUCAUUCUAGAUUAGCUGUCAUUGCUAUGAUGCUCAGAAGACUUUCAAUCAAAUCACCCUACAAAAGCAUAUACGUUAGUAGUAGGAGUAGGUUAGCAAAAUUAGGAGACAUUUGUAGCAUUUCAAUUUGAUAAUUUAAUAGAUUUGAAAGUUUACACAAGGUCUUUCCACUUUUCAGAGGUAAUAAAAUUAUAAACAACACUCACAAUACAAGAUGUUAUCUCACACCAACAAAACACCAUCGCAGUGACCACCAUGUCGCCCUGGAUGCAUCUGACAUUACUGCUAACAUAAUAUGCAAACCAUGUCGAUCUUUUUCAAAUUUUAUUGAUAAUCCACAAUAUAUAUUACAAAGUUGUCUUUUAAAACUAAUCACAUUUAUUCCAAAUAUACAAACCCCAGAAAAAAAUAUCCCGACAAAUAACAGUAACACUGAUAAACCCUACAAUUUUUGGUAAAGUGUAGAAAAAAAAAACAAAAGUUGAAAAAUAUCCUAAAAAAAAGGCAAUCCAUGACUGACAUCUUACAGAUCUGAUCAAACAAAAAUGUUUGCAAAAUAUUGGCUAGGAACCCAUGUAAAAACAAAAAUAUAUACAACGGUACUGUAAAGCUGCAAAUGUCAAAAAUUAAUUAAAGUCUUAUAAAAAGUAAACCAUCAUUCAAGCAACAUCAGAGCAGGUAGUUCUCUGAGACUAAUCCAGGAGUAAGAAAGCUCCACAUUUUCUCUUGAAUGACAGUGUCAUCACAGUGUUGAAUUUUCAAUUCAUUACAAUACAUGGUGAUUAGAUUCAAUAAUCAGUGUUGAAGUGCAAAAUACAAAGUACAAAAGUGUAACUAGACUUUUGAGUCGCCUACAGAGGUUGGUAUAUAUGAUGUGGCACUGAAAAAAUAAAUUGUACAGGACAAAUAAGAACUGAGAAUUUCUUCUUUGAGAUGUCAGAUCUUCUGGGCUUAAAAGUGAUGAUAAAUUACUGAAUAAAAUAAAUUGACAAGAUACAACUAGCACAAGCUGAUAUUAUUAUAACAAGGAUCACAAAACUUAACAAUAUCAAACAAUUUUUUGGAAUUAAACCUGCUUUUGGGCCUUGAUAAACUAUGCAAGUUAGAAAAAGACAAGUAGAUCUUAUCAGAGAUUUUCAAAAAGUAGUAUUGGUUUAGAAAAACUUGUUACAAAAUACGGUAUUUUAUCAGGUAGAUUUGCAAUCCAAUGGCCUUUUAUCCUUUCUAACAUUAACUGUCAUGUAAUUGUUACUUUCCUAAUAUUUAGGUUGGCACAAUAAAUCAAUCUUCUUGUUUUAUUUACAAUGUGUUAAUAAGGGUUAUUGCAGAUUCAAUUCUUACAGCAUUUGUCUUUACUCUCAGGCCUCCAGGUUCAUUCAUGAUUUUAUUGGUGACAUGGUAAUGGCAACACUUCUGGGUCUUAAAUGAGUUUCUGCACAUGACAUUGAAACACAAACAACCGUUUUUGAAAUAGAGAAAAAUUACCUGCACAGCAUGAACUUGUUAAAAAAAAACC